AUGCCGCCACUUAGCCAGAUCCUUGCUCUCGGAGCUGGCAUCGGCCUUGCCUAUUUCGGCCCUAUCCUGACGCAGCUGGCCGUUCAUAGACUGCAGGAGCUCAACCUAGCCCGGACGCCCGAGCCGCACCCUUCUGAUCCUGCUGCUUCUGCCUCGGGGGUAGAGUGGACAUGCGGGCCUGACAACUACACCACCGAGCUCAUCUCCCUCGACCCUCUCGUCGUGUACAUCCACAACCUCGUCAGCCCGCGCGAGGCUGACCUCAUCAUCAAGGCCGGCGAGCCCCUGCUCGAGCCCUCCCCGGUGACAGGCUACGGCGCCGCAGGCGGCACCCGCGCCCAGAGCCGCACGUCUUGGAGCGCUCCCUUGCCGGGCGACGACGCCGCCGUGGCGUGCGUGCUGGCGCGCGCGCGGCGCUUCCUGGGCACCCUGCUCGCGCCCCGCAGGGACGAGAUGGGCGUCGCGCAGAUGGUGCGGUACACGGCCGGGCAGAAGUUCGACCUGCACCACGACUGGUUCCGGCAGCCGCGGCUGCUGGACGGGGACGGCGCGCGUGGACGGCGGCGGCUGUACAACCGCGUCGCUACCUUCUUUGUCGUGCUGCAGGACGGGUGCUCCGAGGGGGAGACGUAUUUCCCGCAGAUCCGGCCUAUUGCGCCGCAGGACUGGGGGAAAGAAGCUGGAGAUAUCGGAGGGGGCGGUGCCGCCGCUGAGGGUGAUGAUGGUGUUAGUGGUGGUAAGAAGCAGCAAGCGGUGUGGAGGAUGCAUGAGCAGGGCGGGAUGGCGUUCAGGCCCGUGAGAGGCAACGCGCUGUUCUGGGUGAACCUGAUGGCGAAUGGGAGUGGUGAUCCGAGGGUGUUGCAUGCCGGGCUGCCGGUCGGCGACGGUAUGAAGACGGCUAUGAACAUCUGGCCUAGGACGUUCUUUGGGCCGGAUGCGUAG
Messenger RNA from Thyridium curvatum, 942 nucleotides. RefSeq lists its product as uncharacterized. Gene Ontology annotation, molecular function: procollagen-proline 4-dioxygenase activity; iron ion binding; L-ascorbic acid binding. NCBI's taxonomy places the organism in Eukaryota, Fungi, Ascomycota, Sordariomycetes, Thyridiales, Thyridiaceae. Bases 1 to 942 code for a protein of 313 amino acids. The transcript has a single exon. Gene Ontology annotation, cellular component: endoplasmic reticulum. Gene Ontology annotation, biological process: peptidyl-proline hydroxylation to 4-hydroxy-L-proline. The record is from RefSeq and is a predicted model, not a curated record.